CACAUACAACUGAACCACGGUAGACGUUCACCAUCAAUAAAAGUUACUGCACGCUAUCAAAUGGGGGAAAACGGGUAAACUACGAAAGAGGCUGAGAGUGGAAAAAGAGAAAAAGGAACAACCAUCAAUAGAACUCAACCAUUUGUACAAUGCAUUUAAUUUUUCGCAAUUGAAAACAACAGAACAAAACAAUAUUAAGCAUAGAUUAACUGAUCGCUUUUUGGUACAGUGGUGUCGUUGCUUUUUCAUUUUUGAAUUGACUCUUAUGCGGUGGAUGAAUGCAUAAAUUUAUUUUGGCCGCUGUAGUGCACAAGGCAUCAUCGAAUCGACAACGCGAACGGUACGGUUUGUGAACGAAAAUUGUGUGUCGAGUGAUUUAAACAGUAAAAUGCAAUCAAUGUGAAUCUAUUGAGUUUGUUUUUCUGAAGUGAUUUUCUACUGAUAAAUUUCAGUGGUUUUCGCAAUUUUGGAUACAAUUUCACGUAUAAUAGAAGUUUUGUUUGACCAAACAACUUGAUUUUUUAUCGGGGAAAAUGUUUUAAUCUUAACUUAGAGAUAGAAAAAAAAAAUAGUCUGAUUGUGUUCAUACCAGUGAAUGGAAGGAAAUUUAAAAAAUCGAUUGAUUAGUUAUCAAUAAAAAGCAACACAGUCGAAAAAAACAAAAUUUCAUUUGAAAUCUACAUUCUCUAUUAGUGAAAAGUGUUUAGUUAUUUUUUUAAACUACAACUCGAAUAUACCGAUGAAAAUGUCAUCACAAGAUCCAGAUAUUGAUAUCAACGUCGUUUCAAGUCCAGAACAUUCACCACAACCGGAAUAUAAUACGACACGGAUAAAAUUUCAAUCCGCAACAUCAACAAUUCCAACAACAAUGUCAAAUCGCGUCAUGAUUAAUGCAAUAUCCGAUUCAUCGCGACUAAGUCCCGUCGAAAUGCCAGCAGACAAUAGUAAAUUGUCAGCCAAUUCGGGAUAUACCAGUUUUACUAUAUCCAACAUUCUAAGUCGAAAUGAUCCUAAGAAAGAUUUAACCACAUCCCCCAAUAAUUUGUCGUUCAUUGAUGCUAACGGAGCCACAGUUCAUGACGCUGCUAUGAUUUCAAGAUUGGGUUUCAUUUCACGUUGGGGUGCACUCGCAGGAAGAUAUGCAGCUUUAUGUCCGCCCGGUUGGCCUUGGACUCACCACAGAAUGCCAUUCCACAGCCCAACACAUGAUAGUUCAUCAACAAAUACGACUGAUAAUGCAUCGCCGUCGGCCAGUCCACCUACGAUAGUAAAACCAUCGCCGGUACAUCAUUCGUCGUACUUGAACAACACAAACGAUGAAUCGGAUGAUGAUGAAAAUGAAAUAAUUGACGACGAUAUGUCCGAUAAUGUGGAAAGACCUUCUGACAGCAAUUCACCCCAUCCGAACGGGUCAUCGCAAAACAAACGCAAAAAGAAAACUAGAACAGUAUUUUCUCGAGCACAAGUCUUUCAAUUGGAGUCAACGUUCGAUCUAAAACGAUAUCUGAGUUCAUCUGAACGAGCUGGCUUAGCAGCAUCACUACGCUUGACCGAGACACAAGUGAAAAUAUGGUUUCAAAAUCGACGAAAUAAAUGGAAGCGCCAAAUAGCUGCCGAAUUGGAGGCAGCCAAUAUGGCAAAUAUGGCGCAUGCGGCUCAACGAUUAGUGCGUGUACCGGUAUUAUACCACGAGGGAAGCGCGGGUAGUUUUGUUCCACCACCACCUCCACUUUCUAGUUCAGCAUCAUUUUACUACCCUCGAAACGGAAGUCCACCGAGACCUCCGAUGUCAUCAUUGGUGUAACUAAGUGAACCGAGUGCUAAAUAAAUGGACGACUUUAAUUUUUUUUAAAGACUCGCAACCGAAACAACGUGCAACAAUCUGACGCAUACGAGCACCUUUUAACUCUUGUUUUCACCACAAACUCUUCAGUUUUCGGAAAUAGUAUGUUACAUGCAAAAUCAUACUAACGUAUGAAAAUGCAUAAAUUGAAACUGCUCACUGUGCAAAGUCUUUGGUUGCAAAGUGAUUUGGGAUGGUUUUCAAAUCAAUUUGGUUUAAAAUAACAAUUCAAUUUAUUUUGUUUUGUUUUGUGUAAAGUAUUGCAUUGACUCCAAUGCACAAAACUCAAUUUCGUAUGCAAACUUUGCCAGACAACCAUCAUCCUCCCAAAUGACUAUUGACGCAAUAGAUGCCAAUUUUUAUUUAUGUGAAAUUACUUACAUCAUGUGUGAAACAACAAGAAUCUCAUCUCAUUUUGUAUUCAUAGGGUAUUUUUAUUGAAGGUAAGUUAAUGCUCAAAGUCAAAAUAUUUGUAUAGCUUGUGCUUGGUUUUUUAAUGUUCGAAUAACCUUAUUUUGAGAGCACUUUUGCUGGCGACAAAGUGAAAGGAAGUAGCGUCGUCAACAGAAUUAACAAAUUAAUAACUUAACAUUCAACAGAUUUAAGACGAUUCUCUGUCACUGUUCUGUUGGAUUUUGUCAACUCAUUUACAAUCCGCAAGUGAGAGCGCUCUCUUCGUCACUUAUUUGAAAUCUUAAAAAUGAUUAAGAAAAAACCAGUACGGAUAAUCUUUUUGAUACAUAAGUAGCAAUGUCUCCCUUCGUUUGUUCAUAAUAUCACGUUUGAAAUCUAAUAUGCCUGAUGAAAAUUGGCGAGAUUCAUCGUAUUUUGUUCGAUUUUUUGCUGUUUUUCUUUGCUCAUCGAGUUUUUCGUUCUUACCAUUUCAAUUCCGAGUUCAUCUCAUAUAGGCAUAAAGUGUAUAAUGUAAUAUUAGCGAUAUUUCCCAAAAAUAUUUAAAUGCUGUAGCAGAUUAUUCGCAGUUGUUAAAGCUAAUAACUACCUCAAAUAGGUUCAAUUUUGGCUACUUUCAUAUGAAAAAAUUAGCUUGAAUCCAAGAGGUGUAAAUAGUACUUAUCCUCAUUCAAUUUAACAUUUCAUUCAGUAUUUUUUUUCUAUUCAUUUACUUCUUUUUUGCUAUGACGGAAGUGACUAUUUUAUUCUAUUUUGAGAAUUUUAGGCAGGUUUCAACAUAGUCUAUUUUGAUUCGAUCGACCGACCGACAUUAAAAUUGUAAUUUUAAAGAUACACAUUUGGAAGUGACAUAUUUACAAGCAAAAAGACAUUAUGUGGCCAAAAAUAUUCAUUAUAUAUAAUAUUUUGUUAUUAUACCGGUCGUUGUCCUUGAUUUUCUCGAAUGUAAAAAAUACCUGUUUUUUUUCGAAAUUAGUUUUGUAUGAAAUUAGUAUGAAAGUUUCAAAUGAAGAGUGCAAUGAAAGGAAUUUUCGAAAACCGACAUGUUGUGGAAAGUUAUGGAAUCUUUUUUUAAAUACACUUUGGCGUGUAUUUUACUAAUGGCUGUUCCAAGUGUUGUGACUUUGAUUUUCAAAACAGCAAAUUUCCAAUAACUACAAAAUGGAUGUGAUAGCUCAGUGAAUAAUAUGUUUAUAUCUUACUUAGUUAGAUUUCACUGGUCAGUUCACAGUUCUUCUAUUAAAGCCAUAACUUUGACUUGUGAUCUGAAAUACGACAGGUGAAAAUAAAUUUGUCCCAAUAAUUUAUUGUGCCAAUUUAUUACGAUUCUGCCUAAACACAUUCAAUUAGUAGUUUUAAGAAAUUCGCAGUUUCAAAAAUGAUAGCCACGCAAAGAAUGUGGAAUAGACAUAAAUGUUGAUAUGAUUUGAACAUUUAAGUAAAAUAUAUCAUAUGUAUAUUACUGAAUGUUCUGCGAAUACAUCAUCUUACACUGUAAAAGUGUCCAAUGUCCAUAAUUGCCGUAUUCCCACUUGAUUAUUCCUAAAAACAUUAGAUUGCUCAAUGCAAAAUGGUUUCAUUAUUUUUUCAUAUUACAUACAUUUAAAUCCAAUCAAUACGGUGUUCUAACGAGCAACAAAAAUCUCAUUUUCAUUAUAUGGUUGAAUAAAAUUCGUUUACUACACAUUUCAAUUGUCAAGCAAAUAUGUCAGGUCACAAUAUACCCGAUCAUCCUGAGGUUUAGUUUGUAUAUUAAUGUCAAAAUCAAUAUCUAGGGGCUUUUAUCUCUAUUUGCCAAUACAAAUUUAUCACAAAGGCAAAUACAAUAGACGUCAACAGCGAGUACAACUACCAUUUGGUUGGACGUUUUGCUAUUAAGUUAGUUUAAGUAGCUUAAAUAUAAGUUAAGUAACAGUAAAGUACUGAGCUUCAUGUCAAGUCUACUGUUAAGUCUAAACCUUAAUGAUUUCUACAAAAAUCAAUAGAUGGCGUUAGGGUCUAGCCUUGUGAAAUUUAUAUGCGAAAUGGUGAAAAUAUACGUCGUAUACGCGGGUUAUAUGUGAAAUAUGCACAAAAUAUACGGCAAUUAUACGUAGUUAUACGUAUUUAUAUGAAACAUUCGUUUGGAGUUAGAAGCCCCUAGAUCAAUAUAUAGUAAAAUUCAUAUAUAAACCUCAGUUUCGAAUGGUAUUGGAGUGAUAAUAUCACAUGAUUUUAAACAUUUUAAACCAGAACCGUCUUUUGACUCCCGGUGCCCUGAGGUAAUAUUUGUAACCUUAAUUUUUUUUUUCAACCUUUUGAACAUUGCACCAAUCAAAUUAAAUGCAAUAUUAAGUGAAAAAAGCGAUUGGUAGUCUCUUCAAUUUUCAUUACAUCAUUUUUAGUUUCAACCGAUUUAAUUCUUUUCUGUUCAACGAGAAUUUCUUAAAUACCUCUUAAAUACUGGGUCUUGAGUCAUUACCAGGCCCAGAUGGCACUGGUUUGAGCAUUGUGAAACAUCACUGAUAUUUGGUGAAUUUUAUUUGGGUGUCGGACAAAUGUUGAGUUACAGAUAGCAUAUGAGUAAUUUGCAAAAGUAUACGGCUAGAGUGAACAAAAUUUGUUAAUACUUACUGCUGUAAUACAAUGAACCCUGAGGGUAAACACCAGGACGAAUCAGCUAAACCUAUUCAAAUUAUGAUCUUUUCAAAUCUGUCAAAAUGACAAUUAUCAUUAUAAUUUUAAAAAAUUGGGAUAUCGAGUCAUUAUGUUGAAUUGUAACAUUACGAAAAUCUUGUAUUCAGUGUCCAACCCUUAAAAACAUGAGUAUUAUUUAGUAGUUAUCGAUCUUGAUACUUACAUAAUGGUCCUGUCAAUAUGAACUGCUGAGAAUAUCCGUUGGACGUAUUUCGAUGCUUAGUUGAAUGUGGAACUUGGAAAAAGCUGUACGGAAAAGCGGGGUAAGUUGUUGUUGUAUUCACGGCUUAAAAAACCCCCAAGACAAUCAUUUUUAUGCAUCGCUUUUGCGUACAACUUUCUCAAGUUUGACAUUUAAAAACGCAUCCAAACACGUUCAACAAAUAUUCUCAGCACUUCAUAUGUAGUAAGAAUUUUACUUCUUUCAAUUUAUUUCUAUAUCAAUGGACCAUCGGUAUAUUGAGCACACAUUUUUUUUAAAGUCAAUCCAGCAGAACUAAAUGAAAGAAGAUUUAUCAGUGUCCAUAUUAUACAUAUUUCACAUUUCGGGGUUAUAAACAUUCAUUGCAGCUGAUUUGAUGAAAUUGUACCUUGAACAUUUCUCGUCAAGUAAAUUCUCUCCAAAGCAUAACUAUUUUUACCGCAACUUGCUACACUUCCCAAUUUCAACAUUUCGUUUAUUUCUGAAAAAAUAAAUAAAUACUAGAGUAUAAAUUAUGCAUAUUUGUUGUAAGAUUGACACGAAUUCGUUCUAUUUAUAAAGUUAAUGUGACAAAUAUUAUAAGAAGGCCAAAAGUCAAGAGGAAAACCAAUGGAAAAUAAUCAAGAAGUCAGUCAAAUAACAAAUAACUAAGAACAAAUCCGAUAUUUAAUCAUACCCGUACGAAAUCACUCAAACACAAUGGUGAUUAUUUACAAUGUAAUACAAUGAAAUAGUUUUUAAAUGCCAAUAGUUUUAUGAAGUGGUGCAAGAAUUUAUCAAACUUCUGUAAAUAAAAAAAUCAAUGUUCACAUUUGCAAAAUUAUAACAGAUCGAAAUAAAAUCUCAGAACAUAAACUAAA
This is a messenger RNA of Sitodiplosis mosellana (orange wheat blossom midge), 5992 nucleotides long. Its product is annotated as homeobox protein Hmx-like. Gene Ontology annotation, cellular component: nucleus. The record is from RefSeq and is a predicted model, not a curated record. Bases 740 to 1804 code for a protein of 354 amino acids. Gene Ontology annotation, molecular function: RNA polymerase II transcription regulatory region sequence-specific DNA binding; DNA-binding transcription factor activity, RNA polymerase II-specific. NCBI's taxonomy places the organism in Eukaryota, Metazoa, Arthropoda, Insecta, Diptera, Cecidomyiidae. The transcript has 4 exons. Gene Ontology annotation, biological process: regulation of transcription by RNA polymerase II.